GUGGUAGGUACUCGCAGUACUCGAACUCGACUGAACCAUAUCCCAUCCGUCGUAUGUAUCUCACAAUCAGUGCAAGCUUUAACCAAAGAGACAAGAUUACAGGUACAUCGCAAUGAGCGUUGACGGUGUGUAGUGUGUGUCAGACGAAUAUUUCUUCCCUGACACUGCUCAAUUCGAACAGCGAGCUGGCUAAUGGAUAAUAAUCGAUAAUAAUCGCAGUAUUUGUUAUGCCGCAAAACGUUAAUCCGGUAUCACCGAGUAAUAUGUUUCGUCGGUAGUUCUCGUUGUGUCGUAAAUAAUCUACAUGCCUAUAACGUUUCAAUUGGGAUCGGUCGUGCAUGUGUCACUCGAGUAGGAGGCGUGUAUAUGUAUAAAUAUAUUAGAAUAUAUUUUGUCUAUGACGUAUAUUCUCGCCGUGAUCAUAUGAGAUAUUUGUAAUAUUAUGGUAUUAAACUCGGUGACGUUGAGCUUUCAAGUCUUGAACGUGCCGUCCUAAUUGUUGUAUGUAAUGCCUGGGAGUCGUUCGAGUACAGAUCCAGAGCACAAGUCACCCCGCGAAAGUGGCGAGGAUUCUGAGGAUGAGAGUGAAAUCCUGGAGGAGAGUCCUUGCGGACGCUGGCUCAAAAGGCGUGAAGAGGUUUACGUUCCUACCAAGUCAGCUUUAGCUGAAGGGUCUAGCUUUGCAGGAGCUCGAAGCAGCGGGGGUGAAAUUGAAAAAAUUCCGCAGAGCACAGAUAUGGAAGCUGAAAAGAGGGAUCUACCAGGCGUUGACUGUGCCUACCUUGCAAUGGACACAGAGGAAGGUGUCGAGGUUGUUUGGAAUGAAGUGCAGUUCUCUGAGCGUAAAAAUUUCAAAGCACAGGAAGAGAAAAUUCAGCUCGUCUUUGAGAAUCUCACGCAGUUAGAACAUCCCAAUAUAGUUAAAUUUCAUAGAUAUUGGACAGAUACUCACAAUGACAAACCACGGGUCAUAUUUAUUACCGAAUAUAUGUCGUCGGGUUCGUUGAAGCAGUUCCUCAAAAGAACAAAGCGUAAUGUUAAAAAAUUACCUUUGCAAGCCUGGAAACGAUGGUGUACACAAAUUCUUUCAGCUUUAAGUUACCUGCAUUCUUGCUCACCCCCUAUUAUUCAUGGAAAUCUCACCUGUGAUACUAUAUUUAUUCAGCACAAUGGCCUAGUAAAAAUUGGUUCAGUGGCACCUGAUGCAAUUCAUCACCAUGUCAAAACUUGUAGAGCAAACAUGAAGAAUAUGCAUUUUGUUGCACCCGAGUAUGCGAGUCUAUUUUCAGAUUCUGUGACUCCAGCCAUUGAUAUUUAUUCUUUUGGAAUGUGCGCUCUGGAAAUGGCUGCUCUAGAAAUUCAAGGAAAUGGUGAUACCGGUACCGUGGUCACAGAUGAAAAUAUCAACAAGACGAUAGAAUCGUUAGAUGAUGCUCAGCAAAAAGAUUUUAUUCACAAAUGUCUCCAAGUAGAUCCACUCUCCCGACCUAGUGCCAGAGAACUUCUCUUUCAUCCCCUUCUCUUUGAGGUUCACUCCCUGAAGUUAUUGUCUGCUCAUGCUCUGGUUAAUUCCACUACGAAUAUUUCUGAAACAAUAACAGACGAGGUUCUUCAAAGGUUGUAUGGGCCAGACACGGUCGUUGCUGAAAUACACUACAUCGGACGUCCUCCACAGCAGAUUCGCUCUAGCGAUAUUCCAGUUGCCGAAAAGUUGGAAAAAUUCGUCGAAGAUGUGAAGUACGGAAUAUAUCCCUUAACCGCAUUUAUGCCAAAAUUACCACCUCCGGUUCGACCUCGAGCAAUUUCGCCUGAGGUAACUGAGUCAGUAAAGUCUGUGACGCCUGAACCACUCGAUUUCGAAUCCCGUAGAGUUGUAAAUAUGAUGUGUAACGUCAAACCAAGGGAAGAAAGUCGUGAAUUGCUUGUAAGUCUUCCAUUGUUACUCCGACGUUCGCCUACAUCGCUAAGGAUGACAAUACUCUUGCGAAUGGAUGAUAAAAUGAAUCGACAAUUGACAUGUCCUGUUACGCAAAUUGAUACGUCGAUGCUUCUUGCACAAGAACUUGUACAUUUUGGCUUUAUCAACGAGAACGAUCGUGAUAAAAUAGGGAAUCUGAUCGAAGAGGCUUUGCGGAGUUGUUUCAAUAAGCAAUUGAUGAAUCCAGGAAUGGUGUCCUUGACAAGUCUACCAACGCAAACAACCCUGCUACUGUCUGGCUCUGAAUUUCCUAGCUUACAACAUUUAGAUAAUUCUAUUGUCAGUACCACAACAUCCAGUGGGGAUUGCUUGAGUGGCAGUUCUUAUGAAAGUUCUGGAGUAACCGGAGUCAGUAACAAUGACAUAACGGAAAGUAAGGAAGCGGAAUCGUCAAUAAUCGCCGACAGUGGCAGUUAACCAUCGAGUAUUUGUGAUAAUUCGGUUCAAUGUGCCACCAUACACAUUUUAUAUAUAGACUGGCUAUGUAUUUUUAUAUUUAAGUAAAUACGACGGAAGGUUGGCCUGGAUGGCCUGGAGGAUGGGAGGGGUCAUGGCUUUAAUGUGAGAGUAUAACCAAGACCGUAAAUGUGCACACUUUAAUGACACGUAGGUAUCUACGUAUACACGGUCUUGAUGUAUAGUAUGACAUGACUUCAAGGUCAUGCUCUCUACUCCUAGGGAUGAGGAUAUACUUCGAAGAAAGCAUAGGAAUGGUCAUAUUGUACUAUAUUGUAUAUCGCUGAAAUAUUAGUGAAAAUUUUAUAACGUUGUUAGGAUAUCUCAAAGCUUUGCAUACGCUCACACAGCGUAGCAAAUUGGUUGAGUGAUUAUUUUAUCUACUUCUAUGGAACUUUUCUAUGGGACUUUAUUUUCCAUUGUAGUCCAGCCGUAGAUACAUUCUCUCGCGGAGCCGUUCUAUUGAAUGUUUUAGCUGCCGAGGCGAUCUAAUCGGUGCACGUGACGAAAGUAUGAUAAGAAAAAGGAUAUCUCUGCGCCUUUGCAACUUUCCUUUGCUUCCAGACGUAUACCUGCUAUGAUUUUGUUCGGCAACUGCUCCAGCCAUUUGUAAAAUUCUAAAUCACUUAUAGACACUUUAGGGGAUUUAUACCCUCGUAAAGUCGCAUUUGUUUCCCUGAGAAAUACUCGUUUCUGUGUGUUAUUGCGAUUAUUUUUCUGUUUUUUUUUUUUUUUUAUUGUAACCAAAUCAAACAACGAGGACGCCGCGUAAAUUUGAUUUUCAAACUAUUGGCGUCAUUUUAAUACGAAAAGUGACGCGACAAAUUAACCAAAAAUAAAUAAAUUAAUAAAUAAAUGCAUUUUUCAUAAUAGCGGCGUGUGUUUUUCAUUUCAAUAAGUUUUUAUCGGCGAGCGAAAAUCACGAAAAAGCGUAUCAUGUUACGACAUAUUCCUGCGAGCUUGGUGGGGUACCGAUUAUCAAACCAGGAAUCAACUUGAGCAUGAGCGCCGAUUCAUCAAUAAUCAGAGAUAAUGAAAUCCGAAAGGUCAAUGAUUAGUCUUUCCCCCACGAUUUUUUUUUUUUUCUUUGUUUAAUAUUACCGAAUGUCGCUCACCAACUCCAAUAUUUCGAUUCUCGUUUGCGGAAAGCUGCGCCUUGCACGCGAUUGUUUAGAGCAGCGGUGUAAUGCCAAAUUUGUUCGUUGUACCUAUUAAGUGUAAUAAUCGUAGAAUGUAUAAAAUGUAGUAGGUCUCUGAAUCACCAAUAAACAAAUAUUUACAAA
This is a messenger RNA of Athalia rosae (coleseed sawfly), 3717 nucleotides long. RefSeq names its product nuclear receptor-binding protein homolog (gene Madm). NCBI's taxonomy places the organism in Eukaryota, Metazoa, Arthropoda, Insecta, Hymenoptera, Athaliidae. Gene Ontology annotation, cellular component: endomembrane system; cytoplasm. Bases 509 to 2395 code for a protein of 628 amino acids. The transcript is spliced from 11 exons. Gene Ontology annotation, molecular function: protein serine/threonine kinase activity; ATP binding. The record is from RefSeq and is a predicted model, not a curated record. Gene Ontology annotation, biological process: endoplasmic reticulum to Golgi vesicle-mediated transport; intracellular signal transduction; protein phosphorylation.